This is a messenger RNA of Ogataea philodendri, 771 nucleotides long. RefSeq lists its product as uncharacterized. Gene Ontology annotation, molecular function: holocytochrome-c synthase activity. Gene Ontology annotation, biological process: cytochrome c-heme linkage. The record is from RefSeq and is a predicted model, not a curated record. Bases 1 to 771 code for a protein of 256 amino acids. Lineage: Eukaryota; Fungi; Ascomycota; Pichiomycetes; Pichiales; Pichiaceae. The transcript has a single exon. Gene Ontology annotation, cellular component: mitochondrion.
AUGGGUUGGUUUUGGGCGCCUACAACACAACCUUCUGUUGCAAACUCUGCGGCUACAGGCUCCGCAAAGUGUCCGGUGGACCACUCCAAGCUGGCGGCGUGUCCCGUGGUUCACAAGGGUGGCCAGGACACAGAGUUAAAUCCUCUCAACAACAUGCCGUACCUGCUUCCGGAGGAGAAAGCACCUGGCCAGAAGCUCGAUCUCCCUACAGAGAGAACGCUGUCGACCAUCCCGCGCGGAGAAGUCAAGGACGAGGGCGUUUGGGAGUAUCCAUCGCCGCAGCAGAUGUUCAACGCCAUGAUCCGCAAGGGUAAGGGAGACGUUCCCGAGGAUGCUGUUGAGAGCAUGGUAAACAUCCACAAUUUCCUGAACGAAGGAGCUUGGAGCGAGAUCCUGAAGUGGGAACAGCCCCACACAGAAGAAACCAAGCAGGAGCCCCGGUUACUAAAGUUCACGGGCAGACCGCACGACAUGACUCCAAGAGCCCGGUUCUACCAGUUGAUGGGCCGUAUUUUCCCAGACAAGUACGGCACCGAGCCGCCGUUUGACAGACACGACUGGACCGUCUUGCGGAGCGACGGGGCCGGCGGCUGGGAGAAAGUGCGCUACGUGAUCGAUUACUAUGGCGGCCCGGAGGACUCUGACGGAAUGCCAACGUUUUUCCUCGACGUGCGUCCGGCACUCGACUCUUUUGGCAACGCCCGCGACAGACUCGACUUCUGGAUCAAGGAAACAAAGUCCACCUGGGACGAGUCUCUGGGAAGAGCCUGA